ACCCUUCAUACCUGUUCUUGAUUUAUGGAUUAUUAAGUGGCUGUAACUAUGAUUUCUCCUGAGCAACAUGCUUAUUUUAUUCUUUACUUUGAAUCAGCACGUCGACACUAAAUGCUUCCUUUUUCUCUUCUAUCUACUUCUCUCAGCCUCACCUUUUCUUUUCUUUUUGUUAUGAAGAGCACUCAUUUUUCAUGUAUUUUUUAGCUUGUGUCUUAAUUCUGAAAUGGCUCUGAGUGUUGUUUUUCGGAUACCAUUUUGUGCAGAUAUAGAAGUAGCCUUGCUGCUUAUUUUGCACUCAGUUAGAUGCUUAUUUGUCUUGGUUUUAUGUUUUGAAUUGAGUUCUGAGAGGUCCAAGUAUUAAUCCUGGACUCUAGGGUUUCAUUAGUGGACGAGGUUAAAAUGGUUCGACGUUGUUGGACAUUUGUUACUUCUUCAAUUGUAAAUUCCACUGAAUGAUAGUUUGAAAAAAUUCAUUUCUUCUCCUCUACUGACAAUUUUCUUGUUUUGCACUUUAACUUAUACCACUAAAUGCAGUUAGAUUUCCUUUGAGGUUUCUUAGUUCUUCUCUUAUUGUCUUUAAUUUCACUCUCGUUUUCUGGCUACUAGCUAUUUCACUAUUGAUUAAUGUAUGCCACAAUUGGGUCUUUACUGUAACUCAGUACUCCAAACUGUCACUUUGGCAACUGCUUCAAGCCUUAGAUUGAUUUUUCAUGAAUCUUUGCUUGUGUUUUGCGUGCAAUUCUGAGCACCACUAUUUUACCACAGGCAAAAUGGAGGGUUUGUCUUAUUUUCAAGGAACAAGGACAUUGAACACACUGAGCGAUCAAACUGCCUGGGUUUUAUCUGUUUUUGCUGGCAUCCUCAUGUGCAAAAUUCAUACAUGCCGAAUGGAGGACCAUCAAAAGGUGCAUCCCAGAAGUUCAGCUUCAUACCUUACAAAGAACAUUUACGUGGAGAUGUUGGACUUCAUCAUCAGCUAAGGGAAGUUGAUGAUGCCGCAACAAAAACUUGAGACUAGUUUUUUUUCCAACUGGGGGAGUAUGAUGCAAACUGCAUCGAGACUUGUAUAUGAGAUUACAAAUCAAAUCAGCUUGCUUUUCUUCAAGGCAUAUGGCAAACUAAGGGAUUCACAGAAGAUUGAAUGGUGUAACCGGGGUAUCUCUACAGCGCAUGCAAUCAUUGUAUCCAUUGGCGCUUUAUAUCUCCUUCUAUUUUCAGAUCUCUUCCAGGAUCGUUCUCAUGAUGAUUUGAUUGUAUACAGGCAUUCGACUCUUUCUAAUAUGAUGUUAGGGGCAUCUAUUGGAUAUUUUCUGUCAGACCUCGGGAUGAUCCUUUGGCUCUACCCAACUUUAGGUGGUAAAGAGUACGUCCUACAUCACGGGCUGUCCAUGUUCUCUAUCAUUCUCUCUCUUGUUAGUGGUCAAGGGCAGAUAUACAUACUCAUGGUUCUCUUUUCUGAGAGUACUACUCCCUUUGUGAAUUUGAGAUGGUACUUGGAUGUUGCAGGACAGAAAAGUUUGAAACUUUAUCUUUGGAAUGGCUUUGCGUUAUUCCUUGGGUGGCUGGUUUGUAGGAUUCUUCUGUUUGUUUUCUUCUUCUGGCACAUGUACAUUCAUUUUGAUCAGGUAAAAAAGAUCUCCUCUCUUGGUUUCUAUAGCCUUCAUACAGUGCCCCCCAUUUUAGCUUUGAUGAAUGUUUUCUGGUUUUGGAAGAUCCUCAAGGGCUUAAUAAAAACCAUUUCCAAAUCAAGGCAUCAGAGCUGAUCUGAAAAGUGGAAAAUCCAUUUCGUUUGUAUCGGUGAUUCCAUCCAUUUAACAUGCCUUUUGGCUUUUGGAAUUCCAAUAAUAUUGGCACUGUGAAUAUGAUCAUGCAGAGAGUAGUUUUUUUUUUAUUGAAACCGUGCAGAGAGUAGUUGUUUCUAGGAGAAAAGAAAACGACUGAGAAAAAAGAAUAGGAGAAAAAAUUCCGACGCUGUGAACUGCAGCAAGAUCAAGAGAUUUCGAGCUUGCUAUUGAGAGCUCCAUAGCUCUAGGGGUGUGUGUAGGUGUGUGCUCCUUUUUUGGGUUAAAAACUCGGUUGGUGUGCGGCUAAGCUGUACUCUUAAUAUUGCCUGAAUUUUGUUUUAGAAAAUAGAAAGAUUGGUCAUUCCCUUUCA
This is a messenger RNA of Amborella trichopoda, 2155 nucleotides long. RefSeq lists its product as uncharacterized. Gene Ontology annotation, biological process: lipid homeostasis. The record is from RefSeq and is a predicted model, not a curated record. Lineage: Eukaryota; Viridiplantae; Streptophyta; Magnoliopsida; Amborellales; Amborellaceae. Gene Ontology annotation, cellular component: endoplasmic reticulum; membrane.